CCCAUGCUCGGUCGGAUCUCGGAACCCGCCGCCAGCUCCGGACCGAUCCCACCGUGGCCAUGAAGGGUCCCCUGCGCGGAGGAAUGUUCUCCCGGCAUGUCAAACGGCACCCCGGACUCGUUCCCCUCAUUGGCUUCAUCAGCGUGGGCCUGGGCAGCGCGGUCCUGUACCUGCUGCGCUUGGCGCUGCACAGCCCAGACGUCAGCUGGGACAGGAAGAAUAAUCCUGAACCCUGGAAUAAGCUGAGCCCCACAGACCAGUACAAAUUCCUGGCAGUUUCCACCGACUACAAGAACCUCAAGAAGGAACGUCCCAGCUUCUGAGCCACUUCUGGGACGUGCUGGGGUGGAGGGGGAGCAUCCCCCCUGCCCCCCAAAAACCCCUCACAGCCCCACCACAGCUCCCCCAAUAAACCACAUCCCUGCC
This is a messenger RNA of Hirundo rustica (Barn swallow), 426 nucleotides long. It is a transcript of the gene COXFA4L2, whose product is annotated as NDUFA4 mitochondrial complex associated like 2. The record is from RefSeq and is a predicted model, not a curated record. Lineage: Eukaryota; Metazoa; Chordata; Aves; Passeriformes; Hirundinidae. The transcript is spliced from 4 exons. The coding region runs from base 60 to 323 and encodes 87 amino acids.